This is a messenger RNA of Chelmon rostratus (copperband butterflyfish), 2669 nucleotides long. RefSeq names its product VPS9 domain containing 1 (gene vps9d1). The coding region runs from base 22 to 2097 and encodes 691 amino acids. The record is from RefSeq and is a predicted model, not a curated record. NCBI's taxonomy places the organism in Eukaryota, Metazoa, Chordata, Actinopteri, Chaetodontiformes, Chaetodontidae. Gene Ontology annotation, molecular function: guanyl-nucleotide exchange factor activity; small GTPase binding. Gene Ontology annotation, biological process: vesicle-mediated transport. Gene Ontology annotation, cellular component: endocytic vesicle; cytosol. The transcript has 17 exons.
GAAGGCAAACCACUUCCUGCCAUGGCCACAGCUGACAGAGGGGUGAAGCCCCUUCAAACUGCCAUGAAAAUGGCCAAAGUAGCAAUACAGCUGGACGGAGGGAACAAACAUAAGGAAGCUUACUGUGAAUACCUCCGGACUAUUAACUUCAUAUCUCAUGCACUUUUGGAGGAAGCUGCAUCACAAAAGGAGGAGAUGGUGGUGGUGGAGGUGGAGCGGAUGUUGAGGCUGGCUGAGCAGUGUCUGGAGCGGGCUAAAUCAUUUAUAGGGAAGAGUGCCGACGCCCCUGACCUCUCUGCCUCCGUCUCCACGUCUUCUUCCUGUUCACCAGGCCAAUCAGAACCCCAUCAGACUGAUGUCCCCCCAGGAGCCACUGCUUCAAACACCGUCCCUGCAUCUGAUACCCCUGUUGACACAGCGUGUCAAGCAGCCAGCCCAGCAAAAACCGGUCACCACAGGAUUUUGUCAGAUGGUGGCAGGGAGGUCUCCCCUUUUCUGUCUCCUGAAAUCUUCCAGAGACUACAAACGGCGGAGUCACAGGACACAAGCAAAAAGGAGCUGACACCCAUUGAAGAAGCAUCACGUUUGAACCAGAAGUUGAAAGCCAAUUAUGAAGCUCGUCUGGCAAGGCUCACUCCUGGUCAGGCCUACCAGAAGACGUCUUUGACACUCUCUCUCCAGAGGCAGAUGAUGGAGAACCUCAUCAUAGCCAGAGCCAGACAGGAUGCUCUCCAGCGAAAGAUGGAGGAGAGAAGACUAAGACUACAGGAAGAGGCCAACAGGAGAUUUGCAGCAUCUGGCGCACUGACAGCAGAGGAGCAAGAGCAGCGUGUUCUCUAUACCAAUGUACUGGAAUAUGAGCAAGAUCAUGAUUGGCCCAAACUGUGGAAAGCCAACAUGAGGAAGAAUCCUGAUGACGUCACAUUAGUAUCAGGUCUAGUCUCCUACCUGCUCAGCCGGUCUGACCACCCAGUGGUGAAGCUGCUAAAGAAACACCAGUACCGGAUUUACAACAGGCUCUACCCCAUCGUCAGUAAAGGCCUCGCCCACAGUCCUGUGCUGCCACUGAGGCCCUCUCGCAGCACUCAGAACCUUCGUCAUCCAGAGACCCAGGGGAAGCCAGCCAGGACUGUAGGCAGCAGCGUUGGUGGCCACAGCUGCAGCACCGGCUCUUCACCCUCGCUCUUUCACGACCUCCCAGCCAAUAAUGACGAUGAGGACGGGGAGGAGCCUCACACACAGGCGACGAUGGAUCAGGAGAACUCGUUUGAAGAUCUGGAGGAGUUCCUGACCCAGUUGGACUGGACCCCGCCCCAUGGCACCGCAGAUGAGCCCAGCUCAGAUUUAGAGCUGAGCGGUGAUUCCUCCAUGCAGGCGGAGCAGGACGAGGGAAGCAUCCAGGAGCUGGAGAUGAGAGCGUUGAGAGAGCACAUGAAGGCCAUUGUCAAAGACAUUCAUAUUGCAACUGAUCAACUUCUGUCACUGUGUCUGCUGUCCUUUGAGUGUCUAAACACAGCCAGCUCCAAAGACCUGUGCCUUGCGAGCAUAGAGGAAGCCUUCUUCACACCCCUGUGGAGCGCCCUGGUGGCUCUUUUCAGGAAGGUCCACAGGGAAAGAGAGCAGGCCUUUGAGACGAGUAUGAAGCUGUACCAGGAUGCUUCACCAGCAGAUGUUGGUGUUCCCCUGAAACUGUUCCCCCAAGACCCUGACGCACUGCAAGGUUCCUACCCCUACGAGUCUGCUGUUCAGGAGCUUAAGCUUCUCAUUACAGACUGCUGUCCACAGAGGAAGCUGGAUUGUAUUGUUCGGACAUUACGGCUGAUCUGUGCCUGUGCUGAGGAUUACAGAUGUCUCCAUGAGGUGGACUCUUCGCCCAAAACAGCUGCCAUCGGUGCUGAUGACCUGUUGCCCAUCCUGUCCUUCGUGGCUCUGCGGUGCCAGUAUCCUCAGCUGGUGUCUGAAUGCGCCGCUUUGGAAGAGUUCAUUCAUGAAGGCUAUUUGAUAGGAGAGGAGGGCUACUGUCUGACCUCCAUGCAGAGUGCCUUGGCCUACGUUGAGUCAUUGCACACAGGAAGACGAGCAGACAAGGUCGUUUGAAUCAGGCUGCUGCCGUCACGAGAGACCCUCCUGACAGUUCAUCCAACAUUUCCUGCUGCGCUACAGCUGAACCUGCAGCCCCCUGCAGGUUACGCAGACGCAUUGUUAUCUUGUGCACACACAGACAUACUGUACAGUAUAUUUAACAGAAGGACUUCUUUUGCUGUUUCUGACAGAGAACUAACCCAGUGCCUGUGAGUUGUUUCUAACCAAAUGAGACCCUGCACGGGGCCAAACUGGGCUUUGCUGUGACCUCUAGGGAUGUGCUUUCAAACUGUGAAGGGUUGCUGCAUUAACUAGCACUGGGUUGUUAAAGGGACUAUUGUAUGUGAUUUAGGUUGGAGCCUGUGGAUGUGAUGCCAUUGACUAUAUGAAUGAGGAAAAACCUGCAAUAUGAUUUAUUAAUGAGGGAAUGUAUUUGUAAACCAUACUGCAGGAUUUUCUUGAGAUGUGUUUCCCUUGCAUUGAAAAUUUAAAUCCAUGUACUCUAUUGCUUUUUUUUUUCCUAACAAAAAAAGUGCAAACUCAUAAAUUAGAUGCUGUCUGCAUGUGUUUGUGUUUGUUCAUAUGUU